AUGCAUUCUGCUCUCUUCAACAGCCACACAUAUGUGAGACUAGUGCAGAUUAUACUGUGUCUUCUCAGACCAGAGGGUAUUUGGGCCCAACAGAAUGCCAACCAAGACGGAGGACUAGAUCCAGUCGUCCAGGGUGUCCUAAUGGGUCUCGGACUGUUUGUGGCUCUACUCGGUCUCAUUAUAUUCCUAAUAUGCUGUUGUUGUCGAAAUGACGAUAAUUCUACCCGAUCCUUGGCACGGUUAAGCCUUACUCCAAAAGCCGCUGAAGACACUAAAGCAGUUGGAGCUUAUGUUGGUCCAGCCGCCGAAGCCAAUCAACAGCCCUCCACUUCGUCAAAAACUAUGGAUCAGAACAAAAACCGCGAUGCCGAGGUUAACCUCUACGCAACGAGCGGUCAGUCCUUGCCCUCUUACGCCAAACCUGUGGUCAAAAAGUGA
Molecule: messenger RNA, 438 nt
Organism: Opisthorchis viverrini
Lineage: Eukaryota; Metazoa; Platyhelminthes; Trematoda; Opisthorchiida; Opisthorchiidae
Exons: 1
Coding region: 1-438 (145 amino acids)
Source: RefSeq, a predicted model, not a curated record